GUGACUUUAUUUAUAUUUACACAAUUUUAAUGAGUCUGAUAAUGAAGAAUAGAUUAUUUUGUAAGCAAUGUGGUUUCAAGUGUUAAGCUUGUCGACAAUUCUAUAUUGCUGUAGUGCCGAAAUAGCUGUCCUCAUUCUUGCUAGAGGAGGCUCUAAGGGACUUCGACUAAAAAACUUAAGGAAGGUUGGCGGUACUAGUUUAUUAAGUCGUACAAUUCAUUCGGCCAAGGCUGCUGGAUUACACGAUAUCACUGUGUCGACUGAUCAUCCAUUAAUAGCUCUUGAAGCUGUGAAAGAUAAUGUUACCGAAUUUCGUCGCAGUUUUGCCACCGCUACAGAUUGGGCACCUUCAAUAUGGGGCGCAUUAGAAUUUUUAGAGGCCAAACCUAACGUUACUGUUCUUAUAUUGAUGCAAACAACUUCGCCGUUCACUCAACCAGCAGAUAUAAGGAGCGCUGUGGAAAAAUUGAACAAUCCAGUUCCAUUCGACUGUGUUUUUUCCGUAACUAGAAGUAAUAAACUUCGUUGGCGUCUUAUAAAAGGCAAAUUGCAUCCUGCCAACUUCCAAGUUAAAAAUCGAGUUCGUAGGCAAGAUUGGGAUGGUGAGUUUUUGGAAACUGGAGCGUUUUAUAUAACCAGAAGGUGGCUUCUUGAAAAUGGUCAAUUCCAAAAUUAUAAACAAUGUUUUCAUGAUUACAGUUGCACAGUGCAAGAGGUUAGUGGUAUUCAAAGCUUGGAAGUGGAUACACUAGAAGAUCUACGUCUAGCUAAUACUCUACUUAAUGCUAACUUAGGUUUUUAAGGCUAAGAUUAGAUC
Messenger RNA from Trichoplusia ni (cabbage looper), 817 nucleotides. It is a transcript of the gene Csas, whose product is annotated as N-acylneuraminate cytidylyltransferase. NCBI's taxonomy places the organism in Eukaryota, Metazoa, Arthropoda, Insecta, Lepidoptera, Noctuidae. The record is from RefSeq and is a predicted model, not a curated record. The transcript is spliced from 5 exons. Bases 68 to 802 code for a protein of 244 amino acids. Gene Ontology annotation, molecular function: N-acylneuraminate cytidylyltransferase activity.